AUCAAAAUGAUGGCUGAGAAUAUUAUCAGCUGUGAUGUUUUGCGAGACAGCCAAUGGAAAACAUUACCUAGCUCACACCUUGUACCAGGAGAUGUGAUUCAACUAAAGACAGGGCAGGUCAUGCCUGCUGAUGCUGUCCUUCUUCAAGAUGAUAUCGUGGUAGAUGAGAGCUCUCUCACCGGAGAACCUUUGCCGAUUCGAAAAGUUCCUUUGCGCAACGAUGAACAGUACUACUCUUGCGAUACGUGUGGCGAUGGGAAAAUUCACAGCCUAUUUUCUGGAACAACAGUUCAAUACACUAGCCUUAAGCCACUAGCACUUGUGCUAGCAACUAGAACAAAUACGGACAAAGGAAAACUUAUUCAGAAAAUACUUUACCCACAGAAUGUAUCAUUUAUAUUCCACGAGCAGCUCAAAUUGGUAUUUUGUAUUUUGAUGGGCUAUGCACUCAUACUGCUUGCAGUGGGAUCCUGGUGGUUAGGAGGAACAGGGAUGACAGCAUGGUUUUAUGGGACUAUCUGUGCAGCUCAGGUUAUGAACCCUUUACUUCCAGCAAUGCUAGUGGUAGGACAGUCGGUGGCUGCUGGCCGAUUAAAGAAAAAAGGAGUGUUUUGUGUAGAUUUGCCACGAAUUCUAAUGGCGGGAAAGGUCCAGGUGUUCUGUUUUGAUAAGACAGGAACUCUAACCAAGGAAGGAUUGGAAUACUACGGUAUACACCCCUCCCACGGGACUAAUGGAAAUGAAUUGAAAGAGCCUUCGUUUGGAGAUAUCAUACACAAUAUCAACGAACUAAACGACACAGAGACGGGGCGCUUAAUGAAAAUUGGAUUGAGCGGAUGUCAUUCCGUAACCCAUAUUGGAGCAGAAAUUGUUGGUAAUCCAGUCGACAGUGCUAUGUUUCAAGCCAGUGGGGCACAUCUUUGUGAAACAGGCGAUAUCCUGCUUUCUCCAAGCGGUCCCGAUCACGUCCCUUCAACACUUAAAGUAUUACGACGAUUCGAGUUUGAGCAUACGCGAGCGCUGAUGUCGGUGGUAGUUAUGGAUACUAAGACGCAGCAUAUUCACAUCUUCUGCAAGGGCGCUUUUGAGCGAAUUGGGAAUAUCUGCUCAAGUACGUCUGUGCCUUCUGAGUUUGACAAUGUAACAUCGCACAUGGCACGCGAGGGACUGUAUGUGUUGGGAAUGGCUCAUAUGGAUUUAGGUUCAGCGAUAGAUAGCAGCCAGGUGGCCAGUUGGUCCCGGGACACGCUCGAGUCCAACCAAUUGCAAUUUCUGGGCUUGAUCCUCUUCAGGAACUCUUUGAGGGAUGAUACUGCCAACGCUUUACAUGCUCUGCAGAGUGGCUCUACUCGUACAGUGAUGAUAACUGGCGACAAUGCACUGACGGCAGCAGCUAUCAGUCGAACCUGUGGAUUGAUGCCUAGAGUCACCCAGCUAGUGCUAGGAGAUGUAGAAAAUUCAGAAGUAGUAUGGAGGGAUAUGGAUACAAACCGCCUUGUCAAUUCAGAUAUCCUACAAUUAGCUUCAAAUGGUAACAUAGAACUCGCUCUCACAGGGUAUGCUUUUGACGCUCUUGUCGAUACCAAUAAGAUACGUGACAUACUAUUUGAGACCCGUAUAUUCUCUCGUAUGACACCAGCCAACAAACGAGUGUGUGUCGAGCUUAUGAUGGAGCGAAAGAUCACAGCAAUGUGUGGCGAUGGUGGAAAUGACUGUGGCGCUCUUAGAGCUGCCCACGUAGGUAUCGCUAUGUCUGAGGCAGAAGCAUCGGUUGUAAGUCCUUUCAGUACACCCAGACGCUCUGUUCAAGCGUGUGUUGAUCUGCUAAUAGAGGGCAGAGCGGCCUUAGCAACGUCUUUUGCAAGUUACAAAUACUUGAUAAUGUAUGGUGAAACCAUGGCAACCGUCAAGUUUUUUACAUUUUAUUACACAAUGUCUUUCUCUCAGUGGAACUUCAUUCUUGUUGAUGCGUUUAUUACUGUCUUUUGUGCAUUUGCUGUCACACGCGCUGGUCCUGCCACAAGCCUGUCUCCUUACCGUCCUACUGCACGUAUCCUUGGACCUCAAGUAAUUCUCUCUGUUCUCGGGCAGCUGGUGAUUAAUGCAGGAUUUCUGGUUGGCGCAUUCAUUUGGCUUUAUACUCGCGAUGAUUUUUUUCGGUGCAAUGAGUGGGAUUCUCGUGCCACAGAUGCAUCGAAAUGGUGGUUGCUAGGAGACAGCUUUGAAGCAUCUCUCUUGACUUUUGUUUCGCUCUUUCAAUUUGUCAAUGCAGCCCUGAUAUUCAACUAUGGCAAUGUCUUUCGGCAGUUCUGGGCACGCAAUUACCUGCUUAUUAUUGUUUGGGCUGUAUUUGUGGCUAUUGUGAGCUACUGGGAGUUA
Messenger RNA from Phycomyces blakesleeanus NRRL 1555(-), 2379 nucleotides. RefSeq lists its product as hypothetical. The transcript is spliced from 2 exons. NCBI's taxonomy places the organism in Eukaryota, Fungi, Mucoromycota, Mucoromycetes, Mucorales, Phycomycetaceae. The record is from RefSeq and is a predicted model, not a curated record. Gene Ontology annotation, cellular component: membrane. Gene Ontology annotation, molecular function: ATP binding; ATP hydrolysis activity; P-type transmembrane transporter activity. The annotation marks the transcript as partial.